CGUCUAUUUGCUACUCACCUUUCUACUUGAACACACCCUUCACCUGUGCUUCUCGGACGUAUCUUGUUCUACAAAGCUCCAAAUAUGACAAACAGGCGGAGAGCCUUGACGACAGAUGACUUGAUGCAUAUGCAAGAGGACGGCCCUGCGCGUAAACGACGCAAGGGAGAACUCGUGCCAGGGGACGAUGGAGACUCGGACUCUGAAUUGAAGUUUUCCCCUCGCGGCACUACUAGAUGGAACUACGAAGAGGGGAGCGAAGAGGAAAGCGGGGAAGAUUCCGGAAGCGGGAGCGACAGCUCCGAAGAUGAGGAUGAGGAGGACGAAAAGGACGAAGGCUCAGAGUCAGACUCAGCAGACGACACUCGGCCACCAAUACCGAACUUAUCUGACGAAGAUGACAUUUCUUCUUCACGGAUGUCGAUUAUCCCUCGAACCUUGCUUGCCAUCCCUCGAAAACUGCUGACCGUCCCAGUCAAACACUCGGCCUCCUUCGCAGCUAUGAGCAUCUCCUCCCCACUGCUUGCAGUAUUGAACAAGAUGUCCAUCAGGGCACCUACAGAAAUUCAGGCUGCAUGUAUACCACCGCUAUUCCAAGCCGAGGAUUGCAUAGGCAAUGCCAAGCCCGGCUCAGGAAAAACUAUUGCUUUCGUGCUUCCUAUAAUUCAUAGGCUAUCCACCGAUUCUCAUGGUAUUUUUGCCUUGGUUUUAACGUCUACUCGAGAGCUAGCGUUCCAGAUAUCUGAGCAAUUCGCAAUCCUCGGAGCGGCAUUUAACAUCCGGACUGCAGUCGUAGUCGGCGGCAUGGACAUCAUGUCACAGGCCAUCGAGCUGAGCAACCGUCCCCACAUUGUUGUUACGACGCCGGGGCGCAUUGUUGAUCUCCUCCGCACUGACCGGCUGUUGACCUCGACCUUCGCACUGGAAUUGUCAUAUCUAUUCCAGGCCAUCUCGAAGGAGCGGCAGACGUGUCUGUUCACUGCUACAUGGAUGCCAUCCAUCGAGACUGUUGCGGACGCACCACCGAAGCCCGGCAAGCAGAAGCCUUCCGUUCACCGGAUGACUGAGACCGUCGAGACCGUGGCGACACUAAAGCAGUUCUACAUUCUCGUGCCAUCACACGUCCGCAAGAAAGCAGCAAACGCAGUAAAGACAGUAAAGCCCACAAAGGAGACGAAGAAGGCCUCCGCUGGCGACGAAGAGGAGGUCGCGCAGCCGCCGCCGCCAGUGAUCUUCUGCGCGCGCCCGCGCACGGCGGCGUACCUGAUGCACCUGCUGCAGCACAUGCGGAUCCGGAGCACGGCGCUGCACUCGCGGCUCAUGCAGCGCGAGCGGCUCGCGUCGCUGGGCCUCUUCCACGCGAGCAUCGUGCCCGUGCUCGUCUGCACGGACGUCGGCGCGCGCGGACUCGACAUCGCGAACGUCGCGCUCGUCGUCAACUGGGACCUCCCCGGUGCGCCUGAAGAGUACACGUACCGCGUCGGACGCACGGCGCGUGCGGGCAGGGGCGGUGUCACCGUGAGCUUCGUCACGGAGAGGGACGAGGAGAAGGUGUUGAAGAUCGAGGAUCGCAUUAAAACGAAGCUCAGAGAGAUGCAGAUGCGCGAGGAGAAGGUCCUCGAGCAUCUCAAUGCGUUUUCGACAGCAAAGCGUCUCGCCAACGUGGAAUUCCACGAAUCUGACUUUGGGAAGCGGGAGGAGAUCCACAAGAUCAAAAGCGCAAAGAGGAAAAUGGACGUGGCAGGCUCAUAGCCUGUGACUUCUGAUCGCGCUGUCACACAUACACCCGCUCGCGUACAAACGUUCUGGAACUUGAGUCUAAUGAUAUAGGUUACAGUGUUGUACCACCUGAACCUCCAUUCUACUUUUGCAGGGCCUUGAGGAUCUCCUUGCCGAUCAGACUAGCCGAACUGGGAUUCUGGCCAGUGAUCAGGUUGCCGCUGACGACGACCUUGGGGGCCCAUGCCUCGUCAGCCUUAAUGUAGUUUCCACCGAGCUCCUUAAUCCUGUCCUCGAGCAGGAAGGGGACGACCUGUGCGAAGCGUGAGCGU
Phanerochaete carnosa HHB-10118-sp is the source of this 2051-nucleotide messenger RNA. RefSeq lists its product as uncharacterized. Bases 85 to 1752 code for a protein of 555 amino acids. The record is from RefSeq and is a predicted model, not a curated record. The transcript has 7 exons. Gene Ontology annotation, molecular function: ATP binding; nucleic acid binding; RNA helicase activity. Lineage: Eukaryota; Fungi; Basidiomycota; Agaricomycetes; Polyporales; Phanerochaetaceae.